Setaria italica (foxtail millet) is the source of this 3756-nucleotide messenger RNA. RefSeq names its product NF-X1-type zinc finger protein NFXL1. Bases 267 to 3158 code for a protein of 963 amino acids. Gene Ontology annotation, biological process: regulation of DNA-templated transcription. Lineage: Eukaryota; Viridiplantae; Streptophyta; Magnoliopsida; Poales; Poaceae. The record is from RefSeq and is a predicted model, not a curated record. The transcript has a single exon. Gene Ontology annotation, cellular component: nucleus. Gene Ontology annotation, molecular function: DNA-binding transcription factor activity, RNA polymerase II-specific; RNA polymerase II transcription regulatory region sequence-specific DNA binding; zinc ion binding.
GCCGCCCCGCGCCGCAUCAGGAGCAGAACGACAGCGCGGGCCACCAUCGCCGCCCCGCCCCGCAUCAGGAGCAGAACGGCAACGCGGGGCGACAUCGCCGCGGCCCGCCGCCGGAGAGGUCGGCUCCCGCGGCGCCUGCCCCUGCCCGUGCGCGCGCGCCUCCGCCUCCGCCUCCGGCUGCGGCGGCAGCGAAUGGGCGCGAUGGGUCGGUGCCGCAGCUGGUGCAGGAGAUCCAGGACAAGCUCGCCCGCGGCGCGGUGGAGUGCAUGAUCUGCUACGACAUGGUGCGGCGGUCGGCGCCCAUCUGGUCCUGCGACAGCUGCUUCUCCAUCUUCCACCUCCCCUGCAUCCGCAAGUGGGUGCGCUCCCCGGCCUCCGCCGCCGACGCCUCCCCUGCAGCGGACCCCGCCUCACCGUCCUGGCGCUGCCCGGGAUGCCAGUCCGUGUAUGACACCCCGGCCCGUGACCUGGCCUACACCUGCUUCUGCAGGCGCCGGCGAGAGCCCCCCAAUGACCACUUCCUCACUCCCCACUCCUGCGGCGAGCCCUGCUCCAAGCCUCUCGAGAGGGCGGAGCCGCCGGGCGCCAAGGGGGAGGAUGCUGAUGCCACCAGGUGCCCGCACGUCUGUGUCCUGCAGUGCCACCCGGGACCGUGCCCGCCCUGCAAGGCAUUUGCGCCGGACAGGCCCUGCCCCUGUGGGAAGCAGAUCAUCGUGCGGCGGUGCGCGGACCGCAGCACGCCCGUGACCUGUGGCCGCCCGUGCGAGCGGAUGCUGCCCUGCAGAAGGCAUCGUUGCGAGAAGGUCUGCCACACUGGGCCUUGUGGGGAUUGCGCUGUUGUUAUCUCUGCACGGUGCUUCUGCGGGAAGAAGAAUGAGGCAUUGCUGUGUGGAGACAUGGUGGUGAAGGGGAAGCUGUCUGAGGAGGAUGGGGUGUUUUCUUGCAGUGAACCAUGUGGCCGCAUGCUCGCUUGUGGGAAUCAUGUCUGCAAGGAUAUGUGCCAUCCAGGGCCUUGUGGUGAGUGCGAGCUCAUGCCAGGGAAGGUCACUACAUGCCAUUGCGGCAAGACAAGGCUGCAGGAGAGUAGGGCAAGUUGCUUGGACCCAAUCCCAACCUGUGACAAGAUCUGCGAUAAGAAUUUGCCAUGUGGAGUGCAUAGGUGCAAGGUCAAUUGCCACGAGGGAGAGUGCCCACCUUGCUUGGUUCGUGUUGAGCAGAAGUGCCGUUGUGGCUCAUCAGGUCGGAUGGUGGAGUGUUACCAGGUCAAGAAGGAAGAGUUCCGCUGCAACAAGCCUUGUGGCCGCAAGAAGAACUGCGGGAGGCAUCGGUGCAGUGAGUGCUGUUGCCCACUAUCAAGGAAGUUUGCUCAGCUUGAAGGUGGUGACUGGGAUCCCCAUCUCUGCCAGAUAUCAUGUGGCAAGAAGCUCCGUUGUGGGCAGCAUGCAUGCCAGCUACUCUGCCACAGUGGUCAUUGUCCGCCCUGUUUGGAGACUAUAUUUACUGAUCUCACUUGUGCCUGUGGCAGAACUUCUAUCCCGCCACCUCUGCCUUGUGGCACGCCUACUCCAUCAUGCCCACAUCAGUGUUCAGUCCCCCAGCCUUGUGGCCAUCCAGCCUCACAUUCAUGCCAUUUUGGGGACUGUCCGCCUUGCGUCGUGCCAGUAAUGAGAGAAUGCAUUGGGGGACAUGUCAUGUUGAGGAACAUCCCUUGCGGAUCGAAGGACAUCAGGUGCAACCAACCAUGUGGGAAGAAUCGCCAAUGUGGAAUCCAUGCUUGCAACAGGGCUUGCCAUCCUGCCCCUUGUGAUCAGCCACCUGCAAAUGGGGAUGCUAGCUCCAGCUCUGGUGGCAAAGCUUCUUGUGGACAGGUAUGUGGUGCCGCAAGGAGAGAAUGUAAGCAUACAUGCACUGCCCCAUGCCACCCCUCAUCACAAUGCCCAGAUUUGAGAUGUGAAUUUCCUGUGACUAUUACCUGUUCUUGUGGCCGUAUCACUGCAACUGUUCCCUGUGGUGCUGGGGGAGCCUCCAGUAGUGAUAAUAUGUUUGAAGUAUCCAUCAUACAGAAGUUGCCAAUGCCUCUCCAGCCCGUGGAAUCAAAUGGGAGGAGGGUGCCGCUUGGGCAGAGGAAGCUUUCUUGUGACGAUGAGUGUGCAAAGAUGGAGAAGAAGAGGGUCCUUGCUGAAGCAUUUGACAUCACCCCGCCCAAUUUGGAUGCACUGCAUUUCGGUGAGAACUCAAGUGCAUCUGAUUUGGUUUCUGACCUGUUCCGACGGGAUCCAAAGUGGGUGGUGGCAAUAGAAGAGAGGUGCAAGUUCCUUGUACUUGGAAAGGUGAGGGGCAGUUCUUCAGGCAAUCUCAAACUGCAUGUCUUUUGCCCCAUGUUGAAGGACAAGAGAGAUGCUAUCAGGCUCAUUGCAGACCGGUGGAAGCUCUCUGUUCAGUCAGCUGGUUGGGAGCCUAAGCGUUUUAUUACCAUCCAUGUCACACCCAAGUCGAAACCGCCUGCUCGCAUCCUGGGCUCCAAGGCAGGUGCCCCCGUCACAGCUGCUCAUCCUUACUUUGAUCCUCUGGUUGACAUGGAUCCAAGGCUGGUCGUUGCAAUGCUGGACCUGCCACGGGAUGCUGAUGUCAACGCUCUAGUCCUAAGGUUUGGUGGGGAAUGUGAAUUAGUCUGGCUGAAUGACAAGAAUGCCAUAGCUGUCUUCAAUGAUCCAGCUAGAGCAGCGACAGCUCUGAGGCGGUUGGAUUAUGGGUCUGCUUACCAGGGUGCUGCAAUGUUUAUGCCAAGCAGCGCGCAGGCAUCUUCUUCAGGCAACGUGUGGGUUGGAGGACAGAAGGAUGGAGGGCUCGCUGCUAGGAGCAAUCCGUGGAAGAAGCCUGGUGCUGCUGAGCCUGACCUGUCCUCAGGAGACUGGACUGGUGUGGCUGGCCAUGCUCCAGCGCCAGGAUGGAGAGGCGCCAACACCGCCGCUCAAGUCAUGGGAACCCAGAACCGAUGGAAUGUUCUGGAAUCUGAUGCUGCCACAAGCUCUGGUCCAGGUGAGGAUCGGAAGACUGCUCCUCGCACCGACGUACAGAAUUCUGGGAAUGCUGGGCCGUCAGUGAGCAAGCUGCAGCCAGAUGUUGAGGUGGACGACUGGGAAGAAGCUUGCGAAUGAAGAGGCAUUGGGGAGAAGCUUGCAAAUGGAAGGAUUGCGGAAAUGAGGAGGCAUUUGGAAGUUUGGCCCAGAUGUUUUUUGUUCUUCUGGGAUCUGGUUUCUGUUAAAUCUGCUUCGCUAGUACUAGUAGUACUCUAUGUUCUAUCACAUUUUAAGUAGUUGUCGACUGCCUGGUGACAGUUUCAGUUGAAAGUGCUGAUUUUGCUAGGCAGGUGCGUCUCUGUUAAGGCUGCUGCUUUUAUUUUUGCAGUCCUUCUGUCGAAUUGGAAGAAAUGCUGCGUCAUAAUAAGUUUCUUAUUGUUCCUCCAUUUCUAGGGCCUAAAUGGGUACCUUUGUGUUACCCGCCCUGUCAAUGGGUUAGGUUCAUGUGCGCUCUGGAGCUGUGACAAAAUCAGAGAAAUGAUGUGAUCGCUCUGCGUCUGUUAAGAGUGUUUUUGUCGUGCUGAGCUCUGAAUCUGGAAGUUGCCUGGGAGACGAGCUACAGUACAUCUCUUUUUUAGUAGGAUCGCGAUAUUACUGGUUCAGGUUGAUUGAUCCAGGGUCCGUUGUUCGCCAAUGAAAUAUCUUGAGAAUCGACGGCUCUCCUUUGUUUAUCAUA